Messenger RNA from Argentina anserina (silverweed cinquefoil), 1873 nucleotides. Its product is annotated as monodehydroascorbate reductase, chloroplastic/mitochondrial. The transcript is spliced from 17 exons. Gene Ontology annotation, cellular component: cytoplasm. The record is from RefSeq and is a predicted model, not a curated record. NCBI's taxonomy places the organism in Eukaryota, Viridiplantae, Streptophyta, Magnoliopsida, Rosales, Rosaceae. Gene Ontology annotation, molecular function: oxidoreductase activity, acting on NAD(P)H; flavin adenine dinucleotide binding. The coding region runs from base 103 to 1587 and encodes 494 amino acids.
CAGCAAUCACAGCUGCUUCACACUGACCUUUCGACCUCUUCAACAGCCACCACGCCACCCAAUUAUUCAAUUUCUUUAAUCCCCCGAAUCUCAAACCCCAAAAUGUCUUCAGCUACAGUACUCCCCAGACGCAUGGCCGCCUCCCUCGCCAGCUCUCUCUCCUUCAAGUCCGGCCUUCCUCUCCGCUCUCACCCUCAAUCCUCCGCUUCCCUCGGAUUCUCCACCUUCCGCCGAAGCUUCGUCGUUUCGUCCUCAGCUUUUGCCAAUGAAAACCGCGAGUUUGUGAUCGUCGGCGGCGGCAAUGCGGCUGGCUACGCCGCCAGGACUUUCGUCGAGAAUGGAAUGGCCGACGGGCGCCUGGCUAUUGUAUCCAAAGAGGCUCAUGCGCCGUAUGAGCGUCCAGCUCUGACUAAAGGCUAUUUGUUCCCAUUGGAUAAGAAGCCGGCUCGCUUGCCGGGGUUUCAUACAUGUGUUGGAUCUGGUGGGGAGAGGCAGACGCCUGAAUGGUAUAAAGAGAAAGGGAUAGAGAUGUUCUAUGAGGAUCCGGUUACAAAUGUUGACAUCGAGAAGCAAACCCUGACUACUGAUUCAGGGAAACUGUUGAAGUAUGGAUCACUUAUAAUUGCUACAGGAUGCACUGCCUCAAGACUGCCAGAGAAAAUAGGAGGAAACCUACCUGGUGUUCAUUAUAUCCGGGAUGUGGCUGAUGCUGAUGCCCUUAUAUCAUCAUUGGAGAAAGCACAGAAGGUGGUCAUUGUCGGUGGUGGUUAUAUUGGUAUGGAGGUUGCAGCAGCAGCUGCUGGUUGGAAACUUGAUACAACAAUCGUAUUUCCAGAGGGCCAUCUUAUGCAAAGACUGUUUACUCCUUCACUUGCCCGGAGAUAUGAAGAAUUCUACAAAGAGAAUGGUGUUAAAUUCUUAAAGGGUACCUCACUAAAAAAUAUAGAAGCUGGUUCCAAUGGACGUGCAACUUGUGUCAAGCUUGAAGAUGGAUCCAGUAUAGAAGCAGAUGCAGUAAUUGUUGGUAUAGGAGCAAAACCUUCUGUCGGCCCUUUUGAAAGAGUGGGAUUGGAUUCCAAUGUUGGUGGUAUACAGGUUGACGGUCUGUUCCGGACAAGUGUACCUGGAAUCUUUGCAGUUGGAGAUGUUGCAGCUUUCCCAUUGAAGAUGUACAAUCGUAUAGCACGGGUUGAGCAUGUAGAUCAUGCUCGUCGAUCUGCACAGCAUUGCAUUAAAGCCUUACUGACUGCACAAACUCACACAUAUGAUUAUCUUCCAUCUUUCUACUCGAGGGUAUUUGAGUAUGAAGGAAGCCCGAGGAAAAUAUGGUGGCAAUUUUAUGGGGACAAUGUUGGAGAGACAGUUGAAGUUGGGAAUUUUGAUCCUAAGAUUGCAACCUUCUGGAUAGACUCGGGUAAACUGAAAGGUGUUCUUGUUGAAAGUGGAAGCCCUGAGGAACUUCAACUCCUUCCAAAACUUGCAAGGAGCCAGCCUCUUGUUGAUAAAGCCAAGCUUCAGAAUGCAUCUUCAGUUGAGGAGGCACUAGCCAUUGUUGGGUCAUCACUAAAGGCUGGAGCUGCGGUUUAGUCUGGAAUAGUGCUGCCUUAAUUAUGCAUUGUCCAUCGUAAGAUUCAUAACCCCUCGAAUUUUGCAUCUUUUGACAAUGCAUCAGCUCUUGGUGAACUUAUGAUAUUGCUGCAGGAUCGAUAGGACACUGAUAGAGAUUGUAAAAUGCAACUGGUAACAGGUUCAUUACUUGGUUAAUGUUGCAAGAUUAGUUAUAGGCAAAGAAUAAAAGGAAGCUAUGGAGCUGUAGUUGUAUACGGUCAGUGUUACUCAGCAUAAUAAAUUCGAUCCGAGCAUUUUGUGGCAA